AUGAAAGCACUUCAGGAGGAGCAUAUGUAUCACCAUUUCAGUCAUCACCAUCCAAUGGUACGUACCAAUUUAACCUCUUCAGGAAACGUUACCUGUUCUGGGUGCAAGCUCGACAUACUACCAGCUAAGGGCCAUUACCACUGCAAAACCUGUCCUUUCUACCUUCACCAAGUGUGCUACAAUAUGCCUAGGAAAACCCGACAUCCUGGCCACCCUGCUCACGUUUUAACCCUCCAUAUCAUGCCUUCAUUUGGAGAGGAAACCUUCAAGUGUGAGGCUUGUGGACAUCAUAUCAAUGGAUUCUACUACUACUGUGCAGAAUGUUCCACUUGCUACCAUAUCUUAUGCUCGGCACUGCCACUUUCUGUAGCAAUCACUUCCCAUCUUCACACGCUCAAACUAGAGUUUUCACCUCCUUAUGACUUGCGAUGUGACAUAUGCAAAGAACCGGCCAGCUAUAAAGGAUGGCUUUAUAGGUGUCAAAUCUGUGAGUUUGAUACACAUCUUGCCUGUGCCAUUUCCAAUCAAAGAACACAAUCUUUUCGGCAUCCAACUGCACCAUUGCCAAACCCUUUGACAAGACAGAUUAUGUAUUCCUCAGCAUCCCUAAUGGAAACUAAACAAAGAGAAGAUUAUGUCAACGAAGGCACAGAACUAAAGCAAUUAGUAUCCCAGGGCGUCCCUAGGAACAUCAGAGAGAACAGAACACAAGAAAAUUUUCUUAAAACAGUGGUUGGAUGGGAUGAGAGAUUGCAUAGUCCUAAAAGGAAACUUACAACAAGAAAUGGCCAGGAUGAAAACUUCGGAUCAAGUCACAAGCCGGAUAUUGCUGGCACUUCUCCGAAACCAAAAGUACAGGCACAAGAGACAGACCAAACAAGUCUAGUUUCAGGUGACUUGAGUACAGCUCCAAGUUACCAGUUUAGCGAUGGAUGUUUUUCAAUAGAUUUGGCAGGAUCUUAUUCAAGUUUCGAUCAUACAACUCUGGCAAGAAAGGAGCCUAAACUUUCUGAUACAAGCCCUCUCCAGAAGGUUAAAGAAACAAUCAGUGAUGGAAAUGACAUUAUGAUCGAGAGGAUUAUGAGCAACUUUGAACUAACCAAACAAGAAACUAUUUAUGCUAAGAAGGAAAGUUUUGAUUUUUGUAACCCGGACAGUAGGAUGAAAGAGGGAUUUUUAACCGGAGAUGGUACUCAUUCAGGGGGGCAGAGGAAUAGAAAGAAAAUGUCAAAUGAAUCCAGGUGCGUGUCUGGAAUUGGAGAUCAGAGCAGCAAAUCCGAGCAAGGAAGAUCAGGGUGUUCAUCUUGUUGGAAGCUCUUCCAAUAUUGCUUUUCUCCUAAGUAUGAGAGAAGUACUACAGUUUUCAGUGAUGGAAGAAAUUGAAAAGAAGAAAAGGGAAAUUGUGUGCAAGAUUGUUAAUUUUCAAUCCAGGGUAGAAAGCUACUCACCCAGGAUGCUCCUCCUUUUUCUGUUUUUCCCCUUUCAAACACAUAGUUGUAAAUUGACAAUACGCUAGCUAUUCAAAGUUUUGGCUAGCUUAAUAUGAUGUCCCUUCAAUCUG
Molecule: messenger RNA, 1561 nt
Organism: Theobroma cacao (cacao)
Lineage: Eukaryota; Viridiplantae; Streptophyta; Magnoliopsida; Malvales; Malvaceae
Source: RefSeq, a predicted model, not a curated record